CGGACGGGACGCUUCUUCAACAACAUGGCUACUGAUUCAACCACCUCGGCAGCCUGCAUAAAAGCGAUACAUUAAAUCGUUUCAGUUAGUUUCAGUUAGUUUAAAACACAUUUAUGUCGUAUCUAGUUACCCUUAAUUUCUAUAUUUAUGUUUUUGUUAGCCAUCUAGAUGGGUGGUUAAAUUAGCAGUAGCCUAGAAGCUAAUGAAUGAUAGCUAGCUAACGUUACCUCGCUAACAUCCUCGACCAUGAGCUCACCAAGCUACUCCCCACCUGCUAAAGAAGAGGAGAGCUGCUGGACGGAGAAAGAAGCCCCGGUGAAAGAGGAAGAGGAGGCUGUCACCGUUAAACAAGAAGUAGAGGGUGAAGCUGUUACAGUGAAACAAGACGUAGAGGGUGAAGCUGUUACAGUUAAACAAGACGUAGAGGGUGAAGCUGUUGCAGUGAAAGAGGAAGAAGAGGGUGAAGCUGUUACAGUUAAACUAGAGGAAGAAGCUUUCAUAGUAAAAGAGGAGGUGGAUGUUACUGUGGAGGAAGAGAAACAAGACGGUGCCGCUUUGGGAGUGAAAGAGGAGGAAUUGACUGUCACGGUGAAAGAAGAAGAUAUUUUCAGAGUGAAAGAGGAGGAUGCCGUCUUUGGAGUGAAGGAGGAGGGGGAGGAGGAGGAAAAAGAAGAGAUCGGAGAUGUAAUUAACACCACAGGAGCAAGACCAGACACUCACUCUGACAGCAGGAAGAGUCCUUCAGUGGAACCAGACCCAGAGACGUCCAAACCAGCGAGACGACACCACUGCUCCCAAAGGGGGACUUGA
This is a messenger RNA of Salvelinus namaycush (lake trout), 810 nucleotides long. Its product is annotated as protein Ycf2-like. Bases 247 to 810 code for a protein of 187 amino acids. The record is from RefSeq and is a predicted model, not a curated record. NCBI's taxonomy places the organism in Eukaryota, Metazoa, Chordata, Actinopteri, Salmoniformes, Salmonidae. The transcript is spliced from 3 exons.